AGUGACUGGUGGAUUAGGAGAGCACUCAUGGACUCAAAGGGAACUAGUUGGCUGAAAAAAGAGAAGAAUGAAGUAUAUGCUGAACCAGGCUCCUUGAUUCAGUUACACACAUCCACCAUGAAAGUAAAAGAAGAAUUGGAUGAGCAAGUGAACCAACAGUUUCUUCAAGAUUCACCAAGGAUUGUAAUGCCUAGUCUUCGUAUAAAGCAAGACCUAGAACUGAAACGGGAUUUAGAUGGCAUUGAGCAUGAUGCGACCGACAUUGGACUGAGGAUGGCAGUAUUUCCAAAAUGCAGUGCAACUGUGGCUGUGAUCUGCUAUGUGCUGCAGACAAGUACAUAUCAGCCUUGCUGGUACCCUUUUUAAUUUCCGAAUCACAGUAGGCUGUUUUAUGACGAAAAAAGAAAAAUUAUGGAAAAGCUUAGUGUAGAGUAAUUCAUUUCCGGCAGCAGCAGGAACGGUUGAGCUGUGUCCAGCUUAUCUUGAUGACAGCUGUGUGGAUUGGCUCCCUU
Messenger RNA from Schistocerca nitens (vagrant locust), 512 nucleotides. RefSeq lists its product as uncharacterized. Lineage: Eukaryota; Metazoa; Arthropoda; Insecta; Orthoptera; Acrididae. The record is from RefSeq and is a predicted model, not a curated record. The transcript is spliced from 6 exons. The coding region runs from base 28 to 366 and encodes 112 amino acids.